This is a messenger RNA of Acytostelium subglobosum LB1, 678 nucleotides long. RefSeq lists its product as hypothetical. The record is from RefSeq and is a predicted model, not a curated record. The transcript has 2 exons. NCBI's taxonomy places the organism in Eukaryota, Evosea, Eumycetozoa, Acytosteliales, Acytosteliaceae. Bases 1 to 678 code for a protein of 225 amino acids.
AUGGUGGACAACAAAGUAAGGAAUGGCACUCCUCUGUACACAAGAGAGGAUGUUGAUAUUAUGUUGGACAAAUCUUUCAAAAAGUACUCAGAUAGGAUCAAUAAGAAAAAAGUCUAUAUACCAUUCUACAACGCAUUCACUCAGUCAAACGGUGUCUCAGCAGCAACUCAAUCAGACACUGUCACCCGUGAACCAGUUAUUUUCACCUCCACUCAAACAUAUAUUGUCACUUCCACUCAAUCAAACAGUGUCACUACCACUCAAUCAGACACUCGUAAUGGCAAGGGUCAUCAACGACCAUCAUCUGAUGAUGUACACCAUUCACCAGUCAAACAACCAAAGAUAUCUGCCCUAAACCUAGCAAAUUCAAGGACACAACAUAAACAGAGCCGUGCCAACUCAUCCGAGGACGACACUACAUCAGAAGACGAGGCAGACCGAGCCAAAGUACUUGGGGUUGAUCCAUGGGACCACCAUCCAGUAGUCAAAGAGGGUACCCUUGUUAUGGCCAGGUCCACCGAUCCUGCCCAUCUAAACAUCUUCCGGAAAGGAGUAGUUGUGAGGGACAAGGGUGGUGUCAUCAACGUCACCUUUCAAGGUGCUACUGAACACAAUGAAGAUGUUCAACGUGAAUAUGUAUAUGGUGUGGAGCUUCAAAAGGCAAUAACAAGUAUCUAG